Messenger RNA from Puntigrus tetrazona (Sumatra barb), 1412 nucleotides. RefSeq names its product MTOR associated protein, LST8 homolog (S. cerevisiae) (gene mlst8). Lineage: Eukaryota; Metazoa; Chordata; Actinopteri; Cypriniformes; Cyprinidae. The record is from RefSeq and is a predicted model, not a curated record. Gene Ontology annotation, molecular function: protein binding. Gene Ontology annotation, biological process: TOR signaling; regulation of actin cytoskeleton organization. Gene Ontology annotation, cellular component: TORC1 complex; TORC2 complex. The transcript has 9 exons. Bases 187 to 1167 code for a protein of 326 amino acids.
GCGGACGGUUUUGAAAGGCGCGCGGCGUAGGUUUGACAUUUUUGUAAAUAAUGCUCCAUUCGUUGAGAUCAUAGUUUUGCAUUUCUCUAAUCGGAUUUCUAGUGCAAUCUUCCCCGUCAGGUACGUUCAUGAGGAUAUCAACAGCCUCAGCUACAACCAGUCUGGAAGUCCUGUGAAGCUGUCAUCAUGAAUGUGAAUCAAGGCACCGUCGGCAGUGAUCCGGUGAUACUCGCCACCGCUGGAUAUGAUCAUACCGUCAGAUUCUGGCAGGCUCACAGUGGCAUCUGCACAAGAACCGUCCAGCACCAGGACUCUCAGGUAAAUUCCCUUGAAGUGACACCUGAUAGGAGCAUGAUUGCAGCUGCUGGUUAUCAACACAUACGCAUGUAUGACUUAAACUCGAAUAAUCCAAACCCUGUGAUCAAUUACGACGGUGUCAGCAAGAACAUCACGUCUGUUGGCUUUCAUGAGGACGGGAGGUGGAUGUACACGGGUGGAGAAGACUGCAUGGCUCGCAUCUGGGACUUAAGGUCAAGGAAUCUACAGUGCCAAAGAAUAUUUCAAGUCAACGCACCCAUUAAUUGUGUUUGUCUUCAUCCUAAUCAGGCUGAAUUAAUUGUUGGGGACCAAAGUGGCGUUAUCCAUAUCUGGGAUUUGAAAACAGACCACAAUGAACAGCUCAUCCCGGAGCCAGAAGUGUCUGUCAAUUCAGUCCAUAUCGAUCCUGAUGCCAGUUACAUGGCCGCAGUCAACAGCUCGGGCAACUGUUAUGUGUGGAACUUGGCUGGAGGAAUCGGCGAUGAGGUGACACAACUCAUACCCAAGACCAAGAUCCCUGCUCACAAACGCUACUCAUUACGCUGCAAAUUCAGCCCAGACUCCACAUUGUUGGCCACUUGCUCCGCUGACCAGACCUGUAAAAUCUGGAGAACCUCCAACUUCUCUCUGAUGACAGAGUUGAGUAUAAAGAGUAACAACCCAGGAGAGACGUCCCGAGGCUGGAUGUGGGAUUGUGCCUUUUCUGGGGAUUCACAAUACAUAGUUACAGCCUCCUCUGAUAACCUUGCACGUCUGUGGUGCGUGGAGACCGGAGAGAUCAAGCGGGAGUACAGCGGCCAUCAGAAGGCCGUGGUGUGUCUGGCCUUCAAUGACAGUGUGCUUGGAUAGUACCCAGAAGCCCUUUCUGCCGGUCAAAACACCUGACAUCUGCAUCUCAUGACCAUCCUCGUGAUAUACAGUGGACUGCAUACAAGUCUAAAAAAUCAAACUUUUUGUUGCGUUAACAAAGACCCCUAACGAUGAUAAUGACUGAUCAAAAAAUGUUGUAUCCUUAUUGUAGCAAAUUCAAAUUCAUGUUAGUACGCCUCUACAGGUGUCGUCAAUAAAUAUAUUAGGCUUUGGACAUCGCCAAA